AUGGAAAAGGGAAGUAGAACCUCGCCAAUUCUACUGGAAGAUCUCGGAAGAGAAUUUGACACUUCAGAUGAUGACUAUACAAACAACCAGACGUCAGACGACGAAUAUAACCAACAAAUCGACUCAGAUACUAUUUUAAAUGAAUGCUCUAGUCUAGAGCUUCAUGAUCGAUCCGAAGAAAUACACUUGGAUACAAUAUAUACCCAGGCUGAUGCAGAUAUCGUCGGCAGAGUGGCAAGAUGGCACAUAAACCAACGCUUUGGGGAACAGAGCAUAUCUUGUCCCAGAUUCAUCUUAAACGUGGAAGCAGAGUCUUUUCAUGGGAAAAAGGCCAUCGAGAUGAUGCAUCGACAGAUCAGCCUAGACUAUGGCAUAGAGCAGGACGGCAAUUCGCGACACGUACAAGCAGAUGACAUAAUUAUACCUGAAUUCUUUCUGGACUAUAUCUGUAUCAUUGGGCUGCCGAUGAAACCCAUAAGCAAGCAGAAUAGCCAUUUCUUCGACAAUGUUGAGCUAUCGCUGCGAGCAUGGCAUUCUCCCUACAGCAACAAGCACAGCCCAAGCUUGCCAUUCUCCAUCGCUGGCCGUACAUUCCGUCUUGCUAUAGCAGCAAGCCGAGAACAUUGGUUUGUAGUAAUGCAUCCGAAACCAGGCAUUACCGCGCGUAACAGCACAGAUAGACAGCUAAAGACACGAGCAACAGCCAUGGCUAGCCACCACGCAGAAGCCAUGGCAUCCUACAUCCACGACGUGUUUGCGAGCCCUGGGCUUUCCAGUCUAGGCGUCAACGACGAAUGGACACUGGGGAACGAGCGUAGCAAGAAGCUCUCCAUGAGCAACUGGAGCCUGUUCCAGACGGUCUUUAUGGAGGGCUGGGAUCUGUUCUUUAGCCGAUAUACAUACGACGUAUUCUGGACGGAAAACGAGCCAUGCUUCCACGCAUAUGACUAUGGAGCAAAUACUAUGAUUGAGGUUACAGAGGAAAUGCGAGAAAUGCCGAUACAUGAUACCGAUAAUACCGACCCAAUCAAACACGAGGCUACAUCUGGCUGGCAGAGCCCAGACCAGGCAUCUAACAACCCAAGCCCCUCGAGAGCGACGCGAGGCGAAUCGACAGCAGACGAUAUAGAAAUAAUAUCUAUUAUCAAUGGGUCGACUAUGGAGAAUGCAGAAAAUCCCCAGGAAACGCGUGAUAGAGUGCCCCUACGCGACAUUACAUAUGCUGGAGGGCUUCAAAGCCUGCAAGAUGAGCUGGAUAGCCGAUAUGAGCUAGCUAAUAUCAGUAGCAUCUCGUUUGCAUGA
[Torrubiella] hemipterigena is the source of this 1302-nucleotide messenger RNA. NCBI's taxonomy places the organism in Eukaryota, Fungi, Ascomycota, Sordariomycetes, Hypocreales, Clavicipitaceae. The record is from the annotation of a GenBank genome assembly.